AUGCUAGCAACCUGAACACGACAUUGUCAACAUGCUGCUGCUAAAGCCUCCCCUCACCGAGGUCCGGGCCUUAACUGUCCGAGCUUAUCUUACCGGAACAUUACCGAGACGAGACGACAUACUAACGCAGAAGGACGUGCAGCUUGAACUUGAUCACAUUAGCUGCGUUUUGGAACUGCUAGCUGACUUCAGCCACGGGAAUAAAAGUGUCAGAAGAAGCGGGCGCUGGUGAGCCAACUAUCCCGAUGUCUGGCCCACUUGUUGGGGUGGAUUUAAAUAAUCUCAGGGUUGUUUUCGUCUGAUUAAAUCCUCUGGAUUCACCCCGAAGAAGAGAUGAGGCUGCGGCCACGAAACACACUCCGACAGGGGAUGACCGUGAUGUUCUCCCCAGGUGACCAGCUUUCAGCCAGCGCGUCCGCUGUCCUGUCUUCUGCACUGACAGCUGCUGUGUCGGCUGCCAUGGCGAUCGCCACGGCGGUGGAUGCCAAGGCUGAUCUCGCUAAACUGCUAGACGAGUGGGAAGAAGCGCAGCAGGGCACCACAGAUCAACUGGUGUCCAUCUUGACCAAAAUAUCUGAGCUGAUUGAACGGGAGACAGGAGAAUAUCAUAAAGCAGACCCAGAUCCGUUUGAUGAUCGUCAUCCAGGACGAGCGGAUCCAGACUGUAUGCUUGGACAACUGCUGAAGAUGCUCUUUAUGAAUGAUGACUUCACUAAUGCGCUUUUGGACUCGUAUAUAAUGAACAGUCGAGAGCUGAGACUCAACACAGCGGCAUGUCGCCUCCUUCAGAACAUCAUGCCGGGUCUUGAUGCCGCUGUUGUCUUUGAGGAGAAGGAAGGUCUAGUAGAGAAGUUGUUCAGCUGGGCCCGUGAAGCCGAGCGGCCGCUGUGCGUCUAUGCCACAGGUCUGCUGGCCAGAGCCAUGAGCAACCAGGAAGUGGCCGUAAGCUACAGAGAGCACAACACUCAGCUGGUAUCUGUCGUAAUUAAGCGUCUGUGUGAACUACAAGUCUCAGAGACAUCAGGUCACUUUAGUUCCUCCCAGAUGAAUCAGAAUCUACCUCAAGACUCUCAGGGUGAAUCAGCUCAGACCUCAAGUCCAACCACAAACAAGACAGAGGGGAAACGCGUGGAUGAGGAGGAAACAAGGAUGGAGAAAGAAGAGAGCAGCAGCUCAACCGCUACUGCCAAACCCCCAUCUCUGAGAAAUGGUGGCUGCAGCCACACCUCCACCCGCCUGCUUCCAGACUUGGUUUACCAAGCAAGUCCCGAUACAGCCUCAAGGGAAAUGGAGAACGCUGAUGGAGGAGAAGAAGGAGGGGGAGUAAAGAAACGGAACGGGAGAAAGGCUAAACAGAAGCUUGAUUUGACCUCCUCCUCCAAGAGGAGCGAGCAGGAAGAGGAGGAGGCGGGGAUGGUUGGCACCAGCGAACAGCAGACCAACAGCUCCUCCUGGUCCGAGAUGAGUCUGAUGUUAAUCGGUUCUGACUACUGCCUUUCACCGCUGAGCCCGGCCAUGGAGCAGAGGCUCAUCUUGCAGUAUCUGGCUCCCCUUGGAGAUUACCAGGAGUUGCUUGCUGUGUUCAUGAAACUGGACGUCCGAUCGCUGCUGAUGAACUACAUCGACCUCAGGAAGACUAAAAACGUCCAGCUCACCUUUGAUGCCCUUCUGUUUCUCGCUGCGCUCCUCCUUCAUAAAAAGUUUGCUGCUGAUUUCAUUGCUCAUGGAGGUGUGCAGAAACUUCUGGAGAUCCCGAGGCCUUCCAUGGCAGCAACAGGAGUUUCUCUCUGCCUCUACUACCUGGCCUACAAUCAGGAUGCAAUGGAGAGGGUGUGCGUGCUACCCGAUGGCGUGCUGUCAGAUAUGGUGUCCUACGCCCUGUGGUUGUUGGAGUCGUCCCACUCUUCAGGCAUCUGCCACGCCACCAUGUUUUUCUCCAUUUCUUUUUCGUUCAGGGUGGUGCUGCAGCUUUUCGACCAGCAGGAUGGUCUGCGAAGACUUGUGAAUCUGAUCAGUACUCUGGAGAUCCUCAACCCAGAAAACGAGGUGUCCAUGAUGAACGACGACCAGGUGUUCUCCGGCCGACAGACGGCCAAGCACACCUGCAUGGCGCUGCGCAGGUACUUUGAGGCUCACCUGGCAGUAAAAACUGAACAGGUGAAACAGUCCCUGCAUAGUUCAGACUCUGGCACCGUUGUUGCCCUGCAGCCUUUUUACAAGGCCUACACCUACACCAGAGAGCAGAUAAUAGAGAUGAUGGAGUUUCUUAUGGAGUGUGGACUUCCUCAGCUCUACUGGGAACCAGUGGAAGUUUUCUACAAGCUGUCAUGUGUUCCUUUAAUCCUUCAGCUCAUCUCCACAGCCUGCGACUGGAAGACCUACUAUGGCAGGAGCGACACGGUUCGCUAUGCUCUGGACAUUGUGGCGAUUCUUGCUGUGGUUCCUAAGAUCCAGUUGGUGCUGGCUGAUACCGUUGAUGUGUUAGAUGAAAACAGGUCACUUGUUUCCACUGUAGGUAUGAGCAUCAUUCUGGGAGUUGCUGAGGGCGAAGUGUUUGUCAACGAUGCUGAGAUUCAGAAGUCUGCUCUUCAAGUGAUAAUAAACUGUGUGUGCGCUCCAGACCAGAGCAUGAACGCUGUGGGGGCUUUUGCUGUUGCCCCCCUCAGGCAGCCUCUGCACCACCAGCAGCCCCCCACCACCCACAACCGUGUGCUGGCCCACAUGUGGCAUGUAGUGCAGAACAAUAAUGGUAUAAAGGUGCUUCUGUCUCUGCUGUCGGUGAAGAUGCCCAUCACAGAUGCGGACCUGAUCCGGGCGCUGGCCUGCAGAGCUCUGGUCGGACUCUCUCGCAGCUCUGCCAUCAGACAGAUCAUCAGCAAGUUACCGCUUUUUACCAGCGGUCACAUCCAGCAGCUGAUGAAGGAGCCUGUGCUGCAGGACAAACGAAGUGAACAUGUCCGUUUUUGUCGCUAUGCCGCUGAGCUGACGGAAAGAGUGUCCGGCAAGCCACUCCUCAUGGGCACCGAUGUCUCGCUCGCCCGUCUUCAGAAGGCCAGCGUGGUUGCCCAGUCCCGCAUCACCUUCUCUGAGAAAGAGCUCCUCAUGUUGAUCAGGAACCACCUGGUGGCCAAAGGAUUGCAUGACACGGCGAAUACCCUUGUUAAAGAGGCAAAUUUACCCGUAGCAUCCCACUGUCCCAACUCGGCCUCCUCCUGUGUCACCCCUCCCCCCUCUUCCUCAUUACCUAGGACUUGUCGGUUAGCCGGCGGGAUCACGGCGCGCAUUGCCGGCCAUGUUGGAACCUCCCCUGUGUCCUCAGGUGCUUUAGCCGCUUCUCGAUCGCUGGUCAUUCCUCAGUCAGCAGGCUCUCUGGCGUCUACCUCAGCCAACUCCACUCCUCCUUCCGGACUGGGAUCACAUUUCGCAGGCCGGAUUCUGUUCUCACGGGAACGCCUGGUGGCAAACAGCAACUCGGGGAAGAAACCUUGUGCGCUAAAACAAAAAUCUGACCACGGUGCUUUCAUACAGACUCCAGCUAUGAAAAAACAGCUGGAGCGCCACCUUCCCUCUCCACCGACCCUAGACGGCAUCAUCACAGAGUACCUGAGGGAGCAACAUGCCCGCUGCCCCAAUCCUGUCACUACCUGCCCCCCCUUCUCUCUUUUCACCCCCCACCGCUGCCCAGAGCCUAAACAGAGGCGACAGGCUUCGCCCAAUUUCACCGCCCGCCUUGGAAGCCGGGUUUUGCACCCUAAAUAUGGAGGUGUGGACCGGGCGUGUCUGGAUCGACAUCUGAUAUUCAGCAGGUUUCGUCCCAUGUCGGUGUUCCAUGAGUCAGGUGGAGGCGAGAGCAGUUUUACCUGUUGUGCCUUUUCAGCUUGUGAGCGUUUCCUGAUGCUGGCCACCUGCUCGGGUCACGUCAAGCUCCACAACGUCUUCUCUGGGGACGAGGAGGCCAGCUACACCUGCCACACGUCCGCCAUCACACACCUGGAGCCCUCCAGGGAUGGUAAGUUGUUUCUUACCUCUGCUUCCUGGAGCGUCCCCCUGUCAGCUCUCUGGAGUAUGGAUGGUGUCUUUAGCUUAAAGAACUCCUUUGUAGACGAUCAUUAUGUUGAGUUUAGUAAACUCACUCAGGACAGAGUCAUCGGCACCAAGGACCAAAUCGCACACAUCUACGACAUCCAGACAGGUCAGAAGACGCUGACCCUGAACGACCCUGCUCUGGCCAACAAUUACAAGAGGAACUGUGCCACCUUUAACCCCAGCGACGACCUGGUGCUGAAUGACGGGGUUCUGUGGGACGUGCGGGUGGCACGGGCCAUCCAUAAGUUUGACAAGUUCAACAUGAACAUCAGUGGUGUUUUCCAUCCUAAUGGCCUGGAGGUCAUCAUUAACACAGAGAUCUGGGAUCUGAGAACUUUCCAUCUCCUGCACACCGUUCCUGCUCUGGAUCAGUGCCAGGUGGUCUUCAACAGAAACGGCACCAUCAUGUAUGGAGCCAUGCUGCAAGCUGACGAUGAGGAUGAUGUGAUGGACCAGCAGAUGAAGAGUCCCUUUGGGUCGUCCUUCAGAACCUUUGAUGCCACAGACUACAAGCCGAUCGCUACAGUGGAUGUGAAGAGGAACAUCUUUGAUCUGUGCACGGAUACCAAGGACUUCUACCUGGCUGUUAUAGAGAGCCAGGAUGCAGUGAGCUUGGACACAGUCUGCCGUCUUUAUGAAGUGGGCCGACAGAAGCUGGUCGAGGAAGGAGAUGAUGAUCAGGAUGAAGAAGAUCAGGAUGAUGAUGACCAUUCCUCAGACACGGACGAUGAUGAUGAUGAUGACGAUGAUGAUGUCAUCGAUAUAGACCCUCUCAUAGAGGAACUUGCAAAUAUUGAAGAGCGGGAACGGGAAAACGAAGAGCAGGAUCCUCGGGAGCGACCCACCUCACCUUCAGGCCAAGAGCUUUUGGGUCUUCUCGGAAGCAGCAGCAGCGAUGAUAACAGUAACAAUAAUGAUGAUGUUGAAUCUGAUGAUUCAGACCCAGAGAUAUCCGAUGCAAACCCAGAUUUUCUUGAAGUAUCUGAUGACGAUGAUGAAGACUCUGAGAUGUCUCAGUCCAUCCCUGACAGGUGGUUCUCAUGACGCAAGAGAAGAGCCCUCCUCCUGUUAAUGCAAGUCUUGUUUUAUUACAUCACAGAUUAAAUAAUCCCAAAAACCAAAGAUUUCUGAUUAAAGAUGACAAUAUAAGUCUCUUUCUGCUUCAGUUUUCUGUUAAUUAGAGUAAGUUCUGAAAAGUGUAUAUGUUUUGUUUUAUUUGUUUCAUUUGAACCUUUUAAAGUUGAGAUUUCUUCUCUGCUGCUGGAAAACUGGAUUUACAAUAAAUGACAUGAAGCAGUUUCUUAAGAAUAACAAUCAUUUUGAAACCUUUGCUGUAUUUUUGUUACUUAAAAUUUCAGUUUUGAUCAAAUUAGCUUCAGACAUUUCAACAUCUUUCCUCUAAUGUGUAAAAAGGUAGAAUGGAUUCCAGAUGAGCUGGAGGUGAUAUGACCCCCAAGUGAAGCUGUAACCUGUCCUGGAACACAAACCUUACCUGGAAGCAGCCAAAAGUCAGUAGACCUGAUUUGAGGUCAGAUUAUUUAAAAAAAAAAAAAACACACAUCAAACUAAACUUCAGUUGUUUCCAACACUUUGAAACGCCCUGUUGACCUUUUGCUUUGGUCAUAUUGCUAAUUUUUUUUACAGUUUCAUUUGUCAUGUAGUAAAAUCUUUUUAAAAUGUGUAGGUUGGGCUAACAUGCUAGCUUUAGCAUCCCAGCGUGAGACCUGGUUGGAAACCAGCAUUUAUACUUUUAUUUAUAUUACAGUUGAGGCUGCAGUUGAGUUUCAUGUUUAUAAUAAAAGUUUUCACCGUUAGGCUGUGUGUGUGUGUGUGUGUGUGUGUGUGUGUGCGUGUGUUUUCUGCACACCCAAACGUUAAACCAGCCACAUUUUCUACCUGCUAAAGUUGUUUAUAACAUUUAUUAAAGAAAACAAACUGGAGAUGCAACCAUUUCUUUUGUUUGUAUUUGAGUGUUUUAUUUUUUCUGUACAUGCUCUUAUUUAUUUGGUUGUGUUUAUGUUUGAAGCUGAUUUUCUUUAGUUUAAUUUUUUGUGCUCUUAGCCUGAAUUAAUCAGGUAACUGGAAGCUAAAAGCAAACUCUGUAAAAUCAGAGGCUGAGCUGUUUCAGUAACUUAAAAUAUCCUCCUAAAUUAUAAAAAUGUUUUUUAAACUAAAAGAAAUGUAGAAAAUUUAAUUUAGAAAAUUAAAAGAAUGUUUAUUCAUAAUUAAGAUGUUGUUGGGGACGCUGUGUGUGUGUGUGUGUGUUUAGACCAGUUCUAUGCACAAAGCCUGUUCAUGAGCCAUAUAGCAGUUUGAAACAGCUGGAUUUUGUCAAGUUGCAGAAGAAUAAAAUGAUUUUUAGUAAA
Nothobranchius furzeri (turquoise killifish) is the source of this 6452-nucleotide messenger RNA. RefSeq names its product DDB1- and CUL4-associated factor 1. Gene Ontology annotation, molecular function: nuclear estrogen receptor binding; histone H2AT120 kinase activity. NCBI's taxonomy places the organism in Eukaryota, Metazoa, Chordata, Actinopteri, Cyprinodontiformes, Nothobranchiidae. Gene Ontology annotation, cellular component: nucleus; Cul4-RING E3 ubiquitin ligase complex. The record is from RefSeq and is a predicted model, not a curated record. Gene Ontology annotation, biological process: protein ubiquitination.